Messenger RNA from Fundulus heteroclitus (mummichog), 4711 nucleotides. RefSeq names its product GATA zinc finger domain containing 2Ab (gene gatad2ab). Gene Ontology annotation, biological process: negative regulation of transcription by RNA polymerase II. The transcript is spliced from 11 exons. Gene Ontology annotation, molecular function: zinc ion binding; sequence-specific DNA binding. Gene Ontology annotation, cellular component: NuRD complex. The record is from RefSeq and is a predicted model, not a curated record. Bases 183 to 2108 code for a protein of 641 amino acids. Lineage: Eukaryota; Metazoa; Chordata; Actinopteri; Cyprinodontiformes; Fundulidae.
GCAGCAUGACGCCGCCUGUGGUGGCUCAUUACAUUAUCUGGCAACCGGAGUGGCAGCGGACAGAAGAGAGGGGAUCCCCGGGAUUUUUUUACGCCAAAGCCAGCUAAAUACUGACGCCAAACAAGUGAAAACCGCGGGGGAACUCGACCCGGCUCCUCCUAGAUACUCCGGCGAGAGCAGCCAUGUCAGAAGAGGCGGUGCGUCAAACGCGCAGCCAGAAGCGGGCUCUGGAGAGGGACCACGCAACCGUCGGCGGUUCCCCGGGGGACAUGGACGGCAAGCGGGUAAAGCUGGAGAGAGGCGAUGCAGCUGAGGCCCCGCUGGCCCUGGUGGGACCAGGAGGUGAAGGCAUGAAGCUGAAGAGCGAGCAGGCUGCCAAGGUAACGGCCAGCAUCCUUAAGACCGGGGAGGUGAAGGCUACCAUCAAGUUGGAGGUGAAGACCGGAGACGAGCCUGUGGACAUGAGCACAUCCAAAAGUGACAUUAAGAAAGAACGACAGCCACCUUCGCCAGAUGAUGUGAUCGUGUUAUCAGACAACGAGCCCUCCAGUCCCGUCAUGAAUGGCCACUGCUUCACCAAGACAGACACAGAUAAACUCAUGAAGAGCUCACCUGAGGAGAGGGAGCGCAUUAUAAAACAGCUGAAGGAGGAACUGAGGCUCCAAGAAGCCAAACUGGUCCUCCUCAAGAAACUGCGACAAAGCCAGAUCCAGAAGGAAAGCACUGUGCAGAAGGCGAGUGGCUCAGUGGCCACUCCUCCUCCACUUGUCAGAGGCAGCAUGACAUCCAGUAAAGGACCCCUCCAGGUGACAGGUCGUAGCUCAGGCACCGUGAUCCCCCCACCCUUAGUGCGGGGAGGACAGCACAUCCCGUCCAAACACAACUCUCAGAUCGUCAUGCCGCCCCUGGUCAGAGGAGCCCAGCCUAUUGCAGUGACCCCCCAGCAGAUAGCCAGCCUGCGGCAGCACCAGCAGCACAGCGGUUCAGGCCCUCCCCCGCUGUUAUUGGCGCCCAGGGCUUCUGUGCCCAACGUCCAGAUCCAGGGCCAGAGGAUCAUUCAGCAGGGACUCAUUCGAGUGGCUAAUGUGGCCAACAACGUUAUGGCUUCUCCUGCCGGCCUUAAAGGCUCAUCGGGGUCCCCCGGCUCCAGUGUGAACGACUCUCCAGCCAGCAGGCAGGCGGCUGCUAAGCUAGCCCUGAGGAAGCAGUUAGAGAAGACGCUGCUAGAGAUUCCUCCACCCAAACCUCCUGCUCCAGAGUUCAACUUCCUGCCAUCCGCAGCCAAUAAUGAGUUCAUCUACCUGUUGGGUUUGGAGGAGGUGGUUCAAAAGCUCCUUGAGAUGCAUGGCCGAGGUAAUCUGGGUCCUGCUGCUGCCAUGGCCAGCUCCAAUCCCAAAGACCCGUACACCUGCGCCCAGUGCAAGACGGAUUUCACCUCCCGCUGGAGGAAGGAGAAGGCUGGCACCAUCCUCUGCGACCAAUGCAUGUCUUCCAACCAGAAGAAGGCCCUGAAGGCCGAGCACACAAAUCGUCUGAAGGCAGCCUUCGUGAAGGCACUCCAACAGGAGCAGGAGAUCGAACAGCGGAUCCUCCAGCAGGCGGCCUCCACAUCUUCCUCCGGCUCCAAAACCACCUCGUCCUCCUCUUCCUCGCUGUCGAAGAGUGAGGUGCUGGUGUCCCCGCAGUACAAGCACAUCAGGUCUGACUUGCAGCACAGAUCGAUGUCUGCGCACCACUCCAUCAAGCAGAGUCACCUGGCGCACAGCAUCCAGUCUGCAGUGAGCUCUCGUGGAGUGGCCCACUCCUUUACCACCUCCCAGCUGCAGAACGCGGUGACUGCAGCCGCGCUGAGCAGCAGAGCAGGGAAACACGCCGCAGCUCUCUCGCUGCAGCAGGGAGCAAAGGUCAGCGCCAGCGGCAGCGGUAACCAGGGCAACAUGGGAGCCUGGAGGAAGCAGAGCAGUGGGAAUGCAGGAGUGACGAUGGCCUAUGUCAAUCCCAGCUUGUCUGCUCAUAAGACCUCCUCCGCCGUGGAACGUCAGCGGGAAUAUCUGCUGGACAUGAUUCCCUCCCGUUCUAUCUCCCAGGCAGCAAACACAUGGAAAUAAUGCAAUCUUUUACUCUCUCCUACUGAAGCCACAGCUUUUAGCCCUCCUAAAAUCAAUAACAGCCAUGCUCAUUAUCAUUCUAUUGUUUUCUAUAGACUCUGGCUCCGACGGCCAGGAUGAGAACUCCUUUUCUUGUUGGUGAGAGGUGGAUUUUAAACCUUUUCUACACCUUCUUAUGCUACCUUGGUCCUUUUUUUUUUUUUUUCCGAAUCAUUUCCUUCACGGAGUUGUGCUGCAACAGCUUCAGGGAUGCAAGGAAACGUGUCCCAAACGUUUUUGGGUACCUUUUCGCAAGACUUAGGGCCGACUUGGGUCCCACCUCGCCUCUUCCGUCUGUUGAUUGCUCAAAGCAGGAGGAGGGCGGUGCAAAAAAAAAAACCGCUGAGCGUUCCUGCUUAUGGACCAUGCAGGGAUUAGCAACGAUCACCGUUAUACGCAGGAAGAAUCGCCGCGCACCACCGCCCUCUCCGGCCUGCGCCACUCAGACUCUAGCCCCCCCCCCCGAGCGCGGGCCUAACUCAACCCUCCUGAGGUCCUCAUCACAGGGAUUGUUGAGCUACGAGGACCAUCCGUAAAAAAAAAAAAAAAAUAUUAACUGCUUUAGCUUUGCAACAAUGAAAAAGAUAAACAGAAAAAAAAAGACUGUGAAAAGGAAAAAAACAAACAAAAAAAAGAAAACGGAUCUAUCUGCACACAGACUGCCUCUUCUCACCAUCCUUCAGCGUGUAUAUUAGAGAAGUGGAUGUGUCUGUCUGGACUGUUUUUGUAUGGCUGAAUGUUAGGAUUUUGUCUUCUCUUCUGUAAGUCCUAUGCUGUGUUUGGAAUAUUGUGCUCCCUGACACUUUGGAUAGCGGCCUCUUGUCGAGGUCCGAAUAUUAAAAAAAAAAAAAAAGGAGAAAAAAAAGAAAAGGCUAAUGUUACUGUUGAGGUGGUUUUACAUCUGCUGGUUUCCAUUAUUGUGGCCUAGUUUUAAAUACUUUGUUUUUUGCUAAGAUGAUGAGGAAGAAUAAAGAUUAAGGGUUUCACAGACUCAUGUAAAAAGAUAAAAAAAAAAAAGCAGAAAAAAAAACAUGGAUCAUGUUUGGAGGACUAUUCUUAUUGAAUAUUGUAAAAUAAACCUUCCAAAGAACUAGUGGAGCCCAAAUGGAACCCCUUCAGCUAGAAGGUUUCUAGUUUAUUUGAACCCUCUCUGGAUAUAAACAUGAAUUCAUGCUAAACUGAGUGGGUGUAAGGAAUGUCAAGGUUUGACAUCUGUUUUGUUUUUUGUUUUUUUUGGUUUUUUUUGCUUUUUAGUUAUAGGUUGUGGUGCAUUAUUUUGUUAAAUUUUCCUUCUAUAGACAAACUGUCUGAAUUUAUUUAUAGGGUUAGUAAAGACAUAUGCAUAUGCCCUACGUUUGAAUGGAUAUUGGUUUAAAAGUUGUUUCCUCCUUUCGUGUCAAGAGGCUCCUAAACCACUUCAUCUGGGCCCGAGCGAAGCUGCACAGCUUUCAGAAUGUAGUCGUGCAACAACAAAAGGCGAGCCCUUCCGCAGCACAUGACGAACUUCUUAGUCUUCAAGGUGUGUAUGGGUUUCUCUAAAGUCAAUCCUUGCGUUUUUACAGGAGCUAUAGUGCGUUUUUAAUCCGAUGGCAGCAGCACAGGCAGACCUACAAAAGGAAAGCCUCACGGUGAAUAACAGGAUUUUGUUACGGCCACGGACAGAAGCGGACGUUUUUUUUUUUUUUUUUUUUCCUUUCGUCGGCCUCGAGGGUCGUCCACUUUACUCAUGUGCCGCUCAUCAGAAAGUGCUCUGUUCUGUGUUUUUAAUGGGAAAUGGCAUUCAGUAAAGAGAAACUGGGAUGCACCGGCCCAGCCGUUCCUGGCCGACGCACACUUCCGGUUUUUCUUUCCGUUCUCACCUGCUUAUUCUGAUUUUUAUCCACGCGUUUUCUUGAUGCGAAGGUCCGUGACACACGAGAGGAGCGUGUGUCGCGGGGGUUCAUUGAUAGAGGCGGUAGUUUUGAAUCUAGCUGAAUUUUAAGAUAUUCCAAGAAUAUUCCCGUUUCUGCAUCAAAGCAUAUGUCGCCCAAGUUUUAGAAACACGCGCUCUGUUGACGGGAGGGAAAUGGUCGGCGAUCCUAGUUUCGACGCAUUUAAUGAAUGGGAAAGAAAAGUGAUUGCUGCAGAUCUUUAAAGAAAAAAAUCAGACAAUUGGGGUAAAUUUAGUUUUAAAAAAAAAGACAACUAGGUUUAAGUGACUGCCAGGCCUGGGUGGAUUUUUACAUUUGUUUUUUUAAUUAAAUUUGAACCUUUUCUGAUUCCUCCUUGCAUUCAAAGACCGUGUCCUUAGAAACUCCACGUCUUGCAGCCUGAUGUGCUCCCGUCAGAUAUCAUGUUUCAAUAAUGUAAUCAAACAGCUGCACUGCGGUGCAUUAAUUGAGAUGUAUCCCUUGUGUUUGUGUUUAAAUUAAAACAAUGUAUCAGUUACCAUAAGCAUCCAUCCUGGUGGUAAUGCAAACCUACUAAGAGUUAAAGCAGAUCUCUUGUGAAGUUCAUGUUUUCUGCACUCGAGCAGCAGUGGAAAUAUUCCAGGGUGUGCGUACAUUCCUGACAAGCAAAAAAAA